Molecule: messenger RNA, 669 nt
Organism: Dermacentor andersoni
Lineage: Eukaryota; Metazoa; Arthropoda; Arachnida; Ixodida; Ixodidae
Gene: DCTN3-p24
Product: Dynactin 3, p24 subunit
Biological process (GO): cytoskeleton-dependent cytokinesis
Cellular component (GO): dynactin complex
Source: RefSeq, a predicted model, not a curated record
CAAUAAGCAGCGUCUGCUGCAAACAUGGCUACCCCCGAAGUUCUGAAAAUGCUUGAGGAGCGAAUUGAAGAGCUAGAAAGGCGACUGACAGAUCGCGACCCCACGAAGGAACCACCAAACAAGUCUAGCAUAACGGAAGUGCUACUGAACGUCCAUACGAAAAUCCAGGCUGCCGUCGCAUCUCGGGAGAAGUUGUCAGUGCUCAAAAAAACUGACGAGCUUGACAGAUAUCUGGACGCCGAAUUUCAGGACCGGGUUGAUUUGACAGAGGGUGCCAAGCUCCAGCUCAUUCUAGCAGAGGAAGACAGAAUCCGACAGGUGAUUGCUGCUUACCAAAAGAUGGAGGACCUAAAGCCAGUCCUCGACAGCACUCACAUCAAAGAUGCACCAACUCAUAUUGGCAAGGUUUCAGCACUUGCUACUAUUCAACUUGAGCAACAGGAGCAGGCUGAUGAGCAGACCAGGAAUCUGCACCACCUGCUAGCAACUUACAAUGACCUGGUGAACACCAUAUCGAAGCAGCUCUUGCUCUGGGACUCCAUUCUGACAAGCAAGCUUGAACAGCAGAACACGAAAACCGUGUCAUCUGAGUAAUAUUUUGUGAACAGAGGCAACUUGAUUCUGUUCAGCAAAACAGGAAUAAAAUUUGUAAUUAUUUUGCUGUGUCAA